AUGUCACUCAUGUUUGCUUCCCCUGUUCGUAUCACCCCAACCGUUAGAUCUUUCACACUCACAUCAUCUCGACGCUGCAACUACACCGUAAUGUCCGCCGUCCGAUCUGAUUCCGCUUCGACAUGCUCUGUAUUCACCAAGUUUCAGAACGACUGUGAAACUCCUACGCCGUUCCUACGCAAUGUAGCCGACGCCAUUUCCGAUGACAUGCGAGCCGGUUUAGCUGUUGAAGGUGGAGGAGAUCUCCCGAUGAUCUUGACUUAUGUCGACGCUUUACCUUCUGGGAAGGAGGAAGGUUUGUUCUAUGCACUGGAUUUAGGAGGUACAAAUUUCCGGGUGCGUAGCGUGCAAUUAGGAGGAAAGCAAGAGCGUGUCGUAGCUGCAGAAUCUGAACAGCUAUCUAUUCCCAAGGAGCUUAUGAUUGGUACAAGUGAGGAACUCUUUGGUUUCAUUGCUUCCAAUCUAGCAAACUUUGUUGCAAAGGAGAAGCCAGGAAGGUUUCAGUUGGAAACAGGGAAGAAACGAGAGAUAGGAUUUACUUUCUCAUUCCCUGUGAAUCAAACCUCCAUUGUUUCAGGGACAGUAAUCAAGUGGACUAAAGGGUUUAAAGUGUCUGGAAUGGAAGGAAAAAACGUGGUUGCUUGUUUAAAUGAAGCUAUGGAAGCACAUGGACUCGAUAUGCGAGUUUCUGCUCUCGUAAAUGAUGGAGUGGGGACAUUAGCUGGAGCAAGGUAUUGGGACGAGGAUGUGAUGGUUGGUGUGAUUCUUGGCACUGGGACUAAUGCUUGUUAUGUAGAGCAGAAGCAGAAAAUUCCUAAACUUCAUAGCAAAUCUUCUUCCGGAACAACGAUCAUAAACACAGAGUGGGGAGGGUUCUCUAAGAUUCUUCCGCAAACCAUAUUUGACCAAGAGUUAGAUGAGGAAAGCAUCAAUCCUGGUGAACAUUUAUAUGAGAAGAUGAUCUCAGGAAUGUAUCUUGGUGAAGUUGUGAGGAGGGUUUUGCUCCAAAUGUGUAAAACUACUGACUUGUUUGGACAAUCUAUUCCUGUCAAACUCUCCACUCCUUUUGCACUCAGGACCGAGGAUCUAUGUAAAAUGCAAGAGGACAAUACAGAUGAUCUUUUAAGUGUUGGAACAAUCCUAUACAACAUUUUUGAGGUAGAGGCGAAUCUGAAGGAGAGGAAGAGAGUGGUGGAAGUGUGUGACACAGUAGUGAAACGCGGAGGGCGUCUAGCAGGAGCUGGUAUAGUUGCAAUUCUUGAGAAGAUUGAGAGAGAGACCAAGAGAAUGGCUUCAGGUCAAAGAACCGUUGUGGCUAUGGACGGUGCACUAUACGAGAAGUACCCUCAGUAUCGACGGUAUAUGCAAGAUGCUCUAGUCGAGCUUCUUGGCCAUAGCCUUGCAAGUCACGUUGCGAUCAAACAUACUAAAGACGUGUCUGGUCUCGGCGCUGCUCUUUUGGCCGCCACUAACUCCAUUUACUAG
This is a messenger RNA of Microthlaspi erraticum, 1485 nucleotides long. Lineage: Eukaryota; Viridiplantae; Streptophyta; Magnoliopsida; Brassicales; Brassicaceae. The record is from the annotation of a GenBank genome assembly.